GAAGUGCUGCACCUGUUGAUGCGCUGACUUCUCCUCUUCAGUUUUAACUUCGCUCACCUGACUCUAAAAAACACCUGGGAAGCUUCUGGACCCUCGGCAGGUGUCUGUCCCAGUGUCCGGCGGGUAAAACGAGGGUUGAUGGAUAAAUUAAAGAAGGUGCUGAGCGGUCAGGACGAUGGAAACAACGCGGAUGGGACCGGCAUACUGGAGAGAGCCAAUCAGGCGUCGACCCUGGCCUGGGGGACGAGGAUGAAAGGCUUCGUGGUCUGCUUCAUCCUGGGUGUGUUGUGCUCCAUCCUGGGCACCUGUAUGCUGUGGAUCCCAGGUUUUGGUCUCGCUGUGUUCGCUGUCCUCUACAGCGUGGGAAACAUCUGCGCUCUGGCGAGCACCAUGUUCCUGGUCGGUCCGUGUCGGCAGCUGAGGACCAUGUGCGCUAAAGAGAGGGCGCUCGCCACCGCCAUCAUGUUGGUCUGCCUGGUGUUGACACUGUGUGCUGCUUUCUGGUGGAAGAAUAACGGUCUCGCUCUGCUGUUCUGUGUCCUUCAGUUUCUGGCUUUCACCUGGUACGGCCUUUCAUACAUCCCCUUUGCCAGGGACGCCGUCAUCAAACUAUUCUCAAUCUGUGUCUAGACUCCACCCCGCCUCACCCCCCACCUGUCUGACCAAUCAGGACGCAGGAUGCUAUGUGCUUUGUAUCCAAUCAGCAAUGAGCAUGGGCCUUAAAAUACUUCAACCUCAGAGUCACUGAACGUCUUAAAGAGACCUGGUUUCCAUGGAGACCAGUUCUCACUACCUGUACAACUUCCUGUUUUCUGUCAUUUCCACCUGGACUCUUACCUGGACUCGGUUUCUGUGUUCACACCAGAACACGAUCUGGAUUCUGCAGCCAGAUCGGAUUCAGUUUCUGUUUCAUCAGCGACAUGUUCGACUCAUUUCACAUCGUUUAGUUUUUAUUCGUUAACAAAGUAUAUGAAACAUUUCGUUCUCGUUACGUUACCUUCUGUUCAGUUUGUUUAGUCUCAGUCUUCGUCUGAUCUGAACCUUCAGGAACCAGGAACUCCUGAUUCUUCACCUAAUAUUUAUAUUUUUUAUACUUUAACUCAGCAAUUAUUUAAUGUGGUAGAGAUGUGCUUUUAUUCUGAAGUGCGUGAUGAUGUCAGAGUGCACCUCAGUACGCUGUGACAUCACAGCUGGGCGGGGUUACAGGAGCAGCAGUGCACACUAAAACCUAAUGUAGAGCUGCAGCAAUUAGAAAAUGAAUCAGGGGCUGUUUUGACAAAGGAUGAAUCGUUUUUAUCAGUUUUGAAGCUGAAAUGUGAAACAGUUACUGUUGUAACUUCUUAGAUCUUUGACUUUUUAUAGAUAAAACAAUUAAUGGACAAGUUGAGUAGAUAAUGAUCAGACUGAUUGAUCACUGUCGUUAGUUGCUGCUGUAUCACACAAUCAGUGAAAGUGAUGAUCAUCACAGUUAAUUAUUAUGUAUGUACUGUUUCUGUUUCUGUACUAUUCAGAUUGUUAUAAGUCCCUGUCUGUGUGUCUGUUUCUGUUUUUAUGAAUCCCAGUUCAUGUGUGAGAUUCUGUCUCUGUGUGUUUGUUGUGUGUUUAAACAUCAGAUCCAGGUCUGACAGUUUAAAGUGUGCAGCUCUUUCCAGCCACAGAGGGCAGUGAACCGGCCUCUCAGCCUGGUGUUAGCUCCACCAGCUCCUCCUCCAUUACUCCCAGUUUACCUUCUGGUUUUAAUGGUCCAAGUGAUUUCAGCAGAAACAUUCACACAGACAAACAUUUCAUCUCAGUGUUUCCUGUCUGUCGUGUGUCUGUGUCUUCAC
Molecule: messenger RNA, 1826 nt
Organism: Seriola dumerili (greater amberjack)
Lineage: Eukaryota; Metazoa; Chordata; Actinopteri; Carangiformes; Carangidae
Product: vesicle transport protein SFT2B-like
Exons: 8
Coding region: 139-630 (163 amino acids)
Biological process (GO): vesicle-mediated transport
Cellular component (GO): membrane
Source: RefSeq, a predicted model, not a curated record